AUGCAGAACGGCAAUUCAGCCUUCGAAAUCGCAGUUCCCAAAGCGACAGUAACACAGUCCAGACUGUUAGCAGUUGAUAUCGACAACCACGUUAAUCUUCCUACAGGGGCGCGCGGAAACCUGGGACCAUCUAUAGAUAGUCCGCGAGGUUCCCCAAAAGACUCGCAUAAGUACGAAGAUUAUACACUUCUGCAGCAACACGUACUCUUCUGGGACCGGGAUAACGAUGGCCAGAUUACACCCAUCGAUACAUAUAUCGGCUUUAGGGAACUAGGGUUUAAUAUCAUAUUCUCUCUCCUGGCAGUUCUGGUCAUAAAUCUCAAUUUUUCAUAUCCGACCAGGCUUGCGUAUUCGUGGUUCCCUGAUCCUUUCUUCAGAGUCUAUGUGCCUAGUAUCCACAAGGCAAAGCACGGUUCAGACAGCGGCGCAAUUGAUAACGAGGGACGUUUCGUUUCGCAGGCAUUUGAGAAUAUCUUUGCCAAGUACGACAGGGAAAAUCGCGGUUGCUUGAGUCUUGCCGACAUCUUUCGCAUGAUGAAAGGGCAGAGAGUCGCUGCUGACCCGUUUGGUUGGGGAGCAGCCUUCUUCGAAUGGGGGACAACCUGGCUAUUGCUUCAGAAAGGUGGAAUGGUCUACAAGGAAGACCUGAGACAGGUCUAUGACGGGUCACUAUUCUGGAAGAUUCGCGACAAGCGAUUAAAAGCAGAAGGUUGGCGCCAGGGUUUUGGCCUAGGAGGUGAUGGAUUUAUUGGAUCCGUUAAGGUUACCUAG
Paecilomyces variotii is the source of this 771-nucleotide messenger RNA. RefSeq names its product putative calcium binding protein Caleosin. NCBI's taxonomy places the organism in Eukaryota, Fungi, Ascomycota, Eurotiomycetes, Eurotiales, Thermoascaceae. Bases 1 to 771 code for a protein of 256 amino acids. The transcript has 5 exons. The record is from RefSeq and is a predicted model, not a curated record. Gene Ontology annotation, molecular function: monooxygenase activity; calcium ion binding.